AUGGGGGUCCGACUCCGGGACAUCCAGCGGUCCCUGAGUGUAGUCUUGAUCAGGGCCGACGGCCUGGACCAGGCAAAGCACAAGUGCCCAAGGUCUAUGACGAAGACUCAUGGCUUUGAAGCCCUGCUGCGUCCAAGCUUGUCAGUGCUCAUGCUUUGGGCCCAGGGCCAUGCGCUGGCGUUUGAGAUCAAGGAUGCAGAUGUCUACAAGAAUACAAAUUCCAAUGUGGAGGGAAUUUCUCGGCUUCUCGACAAAGUCUACAACAACUGCAAUCAAGCACUUCCUGUCCACAUCUGCAUCGUACAGGACAACUGCAGUCGGGACUGCAAAAACGGUCUCCUCCUGUCCUGGUGUGUCAAGCUCCAUUUGCUGCAGGCUGUCACCAAAUGCAGUGCCUGCGAGUUCUCCGAUGCUGACAGUUUGGUGGGGAUCUACGAUGGGUUCCUGCAGCAGUCCACUGUGGAUGGGGGAGCAAGCUUCAGAGGCGAUGAGCAAGCCAACUGGCAGAGCUGGUGGGAGGAGGUCGGUUUGGUCUUCUCCAACCUGUUCGAGAUCACGACCUUGAAAGAUCUCGGCUACCUGCAAGACCGGGACAAAGUGGUUGCGAAAGCAUUGCAGGCUCACCGAGAAGGGUGCAUCAAUGAUGCUGCUCGUGAUUUCUUGGUCGGCUGGGCCAAGGGCACUUUGAGACGACACCCGCGACCUGCCCAGUAUGAGGCUCCACUGGCACCAGAAGAGUACCGGCCGAUACAUGUGCAGGCAGAUGGAGGAGGCAACUUGCCCCCAGGGCCUGAGGACGAUGAAGCAGACGAGCUGCCGGAGUAA
This is a messenger RNA of Symbiodinium sp. CCMP2592, 825 nucleotides long. NCBI's taxonomy places the organism in Eukaryota, Dinophyceae, Suessiales, Symbiodiniaceae. The record is from the annotation of a GenBank genome assembly.